Thermochaetoides thermophila DSM 1495 is the source of this 990-nucleotide messenger RNA. Its product is annotated as mitochondrial 54S ribosomal protein uL4m. Gene Ontology annotation, molecular function: structural constituent of ribosome. The record is from RefSeq and is a predicted model, not a curated record. Gene Ontology annotation, cellular component: ribosome. The transcript has 3 exons. The coding region runs from base 1 to 990 and encodes 329 amino acids. Gene Ontology annotation, biological process: translation. NCBI's taxonomy places the organism in Eukaryota, Fungi, Ascomycota, Sordariomycetes, Sordariales, Chaetomiaceae.
AUGGCCGGCAGGCGGAUGAAGAGCCUCACUGAGGCAAUGCGCAACCUGACCAUCGCUGCUCAGCCAUGCAGGACAUUGCUGGUCCGGCAGGCACCCCUCGUGUGUAGGAGAUUGAUGGCCACAGUAGUUGAUGCUAGCGCCGCUAGCGCCAGCGAACAGCCCGCCAAUAUCACAAGAUCUGUCUCUGAUGUUUGGACUCCCAUCACAACUGUUCCCGUCACCGUUCACGCUUUCCCCUCGCUCGAGCCGCGCUCUCUCGAGGCUUGGUCGGUCAAACACCUAUAUCUUCCCCUGCGCCGUGACAUUCUGCACCUGGCUGUUGUCUACGAGGGCGACAAGACCCGCCAGGGUACUGCGUCAAGCAAGACCCGUUACGAGGUCCAUGGUUCGCGCCGCAAGAUCCGCCCACAAAAGGGCACUGGCCGCGCCCGUGUCGGUGAUCGCUACUCGCCCCUGUUUGUUGGCGGUGGCAAGACCUUCGGCCCCAAGCCGCGCGACUUCAGCACAAAACUCAACCGCAAAGCCUACGAUCUGGCCUGGCGGACCGCCCUGUCAUAUCGCUACCGUCGCGGAGAGCUGAUAGUCACGGAAGACGGCCUCGAGCUGCCGUUGCCUGAUGACUUCCUUCAACUGGCCGAUGCUGGCAUUCUGGGCCGCGAGCUCGAGGACGGCUACGUGCACAAGUACGUCUGCGAGCUGAUGGCCCAACUGGAAUGGGACCAGGCCCGCGGUGGCCGCACCACUUUCAUUACGGGCGACCUCCGUCCGAACCUCUUCACUGGCUUGGAGAUUGCCGGCGAGACUGGCCGCGCUCUUGAGCUGGCCGACGUCGAUGUCAAGGACCUGCUUGAAACCGGUCGCAUCGUCAUUGAACGCAGCGCCCUGCGUGAGAUGAUCAAGGAGCAUCAGAGCGACCUUGUCUCGCGCGUAUUCAUUCCGGGAGUGCCCAGAAAACCGGCUCCUCCAGAGGUGCUCGUUAAGCCUUUGUAA